GAAGCGCUUUUGGGUGGCAAGUCUUUGCUUGUGUGUGUCUGUACGCGCCUGCAUGUGUAACGGGGGCAUUUUGGUGUAUCUAUGUAUGCCGUUGAUUCUUUGUCCAAAGUUUUAUGUUAAUUUAUGUAGUGCUGUGAAAUCUUAAAGCUGUACUUUAACAGACAUUUCAAGUUCAUUAAAAUGUGGAAGUCUAGUUCUGCUGUAGUGAAGGUUUUUGAGAACCAAGAAGAACUCUGGCAGCUCAUUUUAAUGGGUCUAAUGAUGCUAUAAUGGGGCUGGAAGUGUUUUAUCUUAAUAUCUAGUGGCUGUAAAACUGUUCAUAUUAACUUUAUUUCAUUUGGCAUUUAUGUGUAUAUCAGAUGUGUAAUAAUGAAGAUAGUGGAGUAACGGGUUAUUUUACACACAUCUGACUUGAGAUCCUGGUAAUCCUGUUAUCCUGGUAACCGAACAAACCAUAACAAAGCUGCACUGAUCUUGACCUUGCUAUUAUCUAUGAUUAUGGACAAAAAAAUGAACUGAGGUGUCUUAGACGCUAAGCAUUAAGAGGGUUGAUUUAGGCUGUGUAAAAGAGCGCCGAUUUGUGGGAUGAUUUAGUGUGUGCAAAGAAAGAACGGACAGAAAGUAGCAAAGAGAUACAGCUGUAAAUAAUAAAAAUCAGGCAGUUUGCCAAUCAGAUCAUCUUUGUCCAGAAAACCAUCUAAACUUGUAAAUCAAUGUUAUUUAUCUUUUCUUGUGACACAUGGAUGAGAAGGAUGAGUGGAGGCAGCUCAGAAAAUGACAUUUUGUUUUGCAUUUUUAUUAUGUUUUAAUUAAAUGAUUGAUACUAUGGCAUGAUAAUUUAACUUUUGCUUGUCCUUAUGUUCUCCUUUUUUUCAAUUAACUUUUUUAAUCAUUCCACAUAAACAAUGCUUGAGUGUAAUUUUCCUGUAUGUUUGACAAUUCAACUUUUAUAUUCAAAUUAAUUGUAUUGAUAAGUUGCCAUGCUGGAUAUGUGCAAACAUUUUAACAUUUCACUUUUUGUCUGAAUUUAAUAGUGCGGAACGCUUUCCACCUUCUCCACAGCCAUCAUAAAAUCAUUAAUAGUAUUUUUCUUUUUUCAAAAUGUGUUUUAGCGGAACAAAUUAUUCACUUUGAAUAAAUAAUAAACAUUUUUGGCGGGAAAAAAUAUCCCCUGAUGGAAACUAAAUGAAAUGCGUUAGCUGUUUAUAAUUAGGCAAUAGUAUGAAGAAAAGGAAAGCAGGGAAAAAUUGUAUUCCCCUUUCAAUUAUUCCUGACAUUAUUAUGAUGAUCAUUAUGUUGUGAUGAAUAGUACUUGGGUAAUAUCUGGUUGAUCUGCAUCACUGCACCUGAACUUCAACUAGUAAUUACAAACAGCUUUUAGAGAAAGCUAUGCGGAAAGUAAUGCAGUUGCUAGAAGCAACUUACCCUCCAGCUAAUUUCUGAUGUUGAAUCACUCUUCUUUUUUUUUUUAAAAAUGCAAUAUAUUUGUAUUGGAUAGUGAUUGGUAUUGAUCAACAAGUGUUAAACUUGUUUAACCCUGCCCUGAAAUAAAAGUAAAAUAGUUGUAUUAGUCUUUUACAUGAGUUUAACUUGUUGUAAUGUUUGGUAUUACUUAACUCUCACAUGUUGCACUGUUAAAUGUUUAUGUAAUACAUGAUCUGUUUAAAUCAAGUUUUUCAAGUUUGGGUUAAGUGUAUGUCUUUGAUGUAAUGCAUUUGUGUGUAACAUCGGGUACAGUCGCUUAUUGUAAUUUUAAGUAUCAACAGUGUCAGGGAUAAUGAGAAUAAAAAAGUGUCUUGGCAGCUCCCCAAGGCUUAAUGUUGCUGUGGCAUGUACGGAGUUCACUUAGCUUUUACAGCCAUGUUUUAAGGGCACAUUUAAUCAAAAUCUUCAGAAACCUUGCAAAACAACAUAUGUUUUUUCUGUCAAAGAUGAUGUGUCACUUCUUAAGAACACUUUUUAUGAGAAUGACAGGGGUAAAUCCAUGUUAAAUUCCCUUCUGCGCAAUCUGAAAUUCCCCUCUCUUUGUCCUGCAGCUGGGCCUGAGCAGUCUUUCCUUGCUUUCCCACCUGAGCUUGUUAAAACAUACAGGUUAAGGACCAGUCACCCUCUCCUUGCUUUCUCCAUCCCAGCCCGCUCUGUUCCGCACCCAGCCCCUCUUCUCCAGGCUCUCUAUCCCCUCAUGGGCACGAUAUCAGCCAGUGCAAGAGGACCACCGUCUCAACCCUAACAGCAGUCCUCACCAUGGAGAUGAAACAACCAAUGAUGAUGAAUCAAGAGGACGGGGGAAAGCAGGAGAAAGAACAGGAGUCGCAAGAGAAUGGCAGACUGGUUGCGGACAGCGUUGCGGAGAAGGGUCAGAAAUCCUGCUCCGGGCCUGGGCAGGUCUCCAACGGUUAUCCCAGCACAUCCCCACAAAGUCCCAGGGAAGGUGCGGGCGCUGGGAUGGACAGGGGCAGCACCCCUGGAACACUCAGGACUCUGGUGGUCCAGCAGACCAGCCUGGAUCCACCUAGGGAGACCUGGAGCAAAAAAAUGGACUUCCUGCUGUCGGUAAUCGGAUAUGCAGUGGACCUGGGCAACGUGUGGCGCUUUCCCUACAUCUGCUACCAAAACGGAGGGGGUGCCUUUCUCCUGCCGUACCUGCUGAUGGCUGUGUUUGGUGGCGUGCCUCUGUUCUACAUGGAACUGGCUUUGGGCCAGUUUCACCGCAGUGGGUGUAUCUCCAUCUGGAAACACAUUUGCCCCAUCUUCAAGGGUAUAGGCUUUGCCAUCUGCAUCAUUGCACUCUACAUUGCCUUCUACUACAAUACCAUAAUGGCCUGGGCUCUCUAUUACCUCCUGUCCUCCUUUCGCCCCACACUGCCCUGGACCACCUGCAACAACCGGUGGAACACUCCCAACUGCACCCGCUACCUGUCCACCGACUUGAAUGUAUCCUGGACCGAAAACUCCAUCUCUCCCGCUGAGGAGUUCUAUAUACGGCAGGUGUUGCAGGUUCAUCUGUCCCCUGGUCUUCAUCAGCUGGGCUGGGUGAGCUGGCAGCUAGCCCUCUGUCUGUUGUUCAUCUUCACUGUUGUCUACUUCAGCAUCUGGAAGGGGGUCAAGACAUCCGGCAAGGUAGUGUGGGUGACGGCUACUUUUCCAUACCUGGUGUUGCUGAUCCUGUUGAUAAGAGGGGCCACCCUGCCGGGAGCAUGGAGAGGAGUGAUCUUCUACCUGAAACCUGAUUGGAGCAAACUUCUAACAACUUCAGUUUGGCUUGAUGCAGCUGCACAGAUCUUCUUCUCUCUGGGUCCAGGCUUUGGUGUUCUCCUGGCCUUUGCCAGCUACAAUCCCUUUCAUAACAACUGCUACAAAGAUGCAUUGAUCACAAGCUCAGUGAACUGUCUGACCAGUUUCCUGUCAGGCUUUGUGAUCUUCACAGUGUUAGGCUACAUGGCAGAGAUGCGCCACCAAGGCGUGGAGACUGUAGCUAAGGAUGCUGGUCCCAGUCUGCUCUUCAUCAUCUACGCUGAGGCUAUUGCCAAUAUGCCAGCUGCUACGUUCUUCGCCAUCAUAUUCUUCCUCAUGAUAAUUAUGCUGGGGCUGGAUAGCACGUUUGCAGGUCUGGAAGGUGUAAUUACAGCCAUGUUGGACGAGUUCCCCCACCUGUUGGCCAAAAGAAGAGAAUGGUUUGUGCUCGGCCUGGUGUGUGUCUGUUAUUUGGGCGCCCUCUCCACUCUCACCUACGGUGGUGCGUUUGUUGUUAAACUAUUUGAGGAGUAUGCCACGGGCCCUGCUGUUAUCACCGUAGUCUUCCUCGAAGUCAUUGCUGUUUCCUGGUUCUAUGGGACGACACGCUUCUGCAACGACGUGCAGCUGAUGCUUGGCUUUGCCCCUGGUAUUUUCUGGAGGGUCUGCUGGGUAGCCAUCUGUCCCUGCUUCCUAUUGUUCAUUAUUGGGAGUUUCCUGGCAUUCCCGCCUGAGGUGAGGCUGUUUGACUACCUGUACCCUUUCUGGACCACAGUGCUCGGCUACUGCAUUGGGGUAUCUUCCUUCAUCUGUGUGCCUUCCUACAUGGUCUACUAUCUGGUCACCACCAAAGGAACCUUCAAACAGCGUCUGUUAAAAAGCAUUACCCCUGAGGCUUCGGGGUCCAGCGGCCCUCAGAGAGACACAAUUGUCAUCACCAAUGCCGUGUGACACAUUUCGUCCUCUGCUGGACAUGUAGCACAAACGCGAAGGACCCGUGGCUCCUGUAAGGGCCCCGGCCGACCUCCCUUCACACCUCACCCCAGAGGAGUCUGCUACCUGUAUUGUGUGAUGGUGGGGCCAGGCCUCCGAAUACAGCCAAUGUUUAUUUGUAUUCUUGCCGUCCAUAUGUUACCGCUGUCAUCGCUCAUAUGAGUUCCUGACCGCCGUGGAAAGUUCUUGAGAUUGUGUUUUUGUCCUUCCAUUGUUCAUAUAUAUAUAUAUAUAUAUGUAUAUAUGUAUGUGUGUGCGUGUGUGUGUGUGUGGCUCAUGACUAUAUGUACAUUACCAUUCAAAAGUUUGGCUUCAGUAAGAUUUUUUUUUUUUUUAAAGAAAUUACUACUUUUAUUCAGCAAGGAUGCAUUAAACUAAUCAAAGGUGACAGUAAAGACUUUUACAUUUUGCACUUUCUAUUCAUCAAAGAAUCCUGGGGAAAAAAAAUCUUAUCACGGUUUCCACAAAAAUAUUAAGCAGCACAACUGUUUUCAACAUUGAUAAUAAAAAAAUGUUUCUUAAACAUCAGUCAGCAUAUUAUAAUAAUUUCUGAAGGAUCUUGUGACACUGAAGACUGGAGUAAUGAUGCUGAUGAUUCAUCUUUCCUGUCAAAUAAAUAAAAUACAUUUUAAAAUAUAUUAAAAUAGAAAACACUUAUUUUAAAUUGUAAAAAUAUUACACAAUAUUUGUUUUUAAUGUAUUUUUGAUCAAAUAAAUGCGGCUUGGUGAGCAUAACAGACUUCUUUCAAAAAACAUUUAAAAAAUCGUACCAACCCCAAACUUUUGAACGGUGGUGUAUAUCUGUUCAGUGAAGUUUGGGAUAGGAACAAGAAUGGACGCACAAAUGGUUCAGUUUACUUUAUGAAGAUAUAUCAUAUAUAUAUAUAUAUAUAGUUUUUCUACAAUAAUUUGUUCUUUAAAUAGUACCUAAAUACAUAAAGAUUGUUAUAUUAUGGUUUCGUGACCAAUUUCAGGUAUAUUUUACACACAUUUAUAUAAAGCCAAAAAUUUUGUUUCUUUAUUGUUAUAACCGGAAUUUGUACAGUAAGUAUGACUUCAGUGAAUCUGUUUGUGGUUUAGGGACUGAAUCCAUCAUUAAUUAUGGAUAUAUCGUCUUUUUUUCUUACGUUUUAAAAAAAAUUAUGUGUUAAAUAAUUGUUUUAUUUUACAUUUCAGAUGUGGAAAGGGUAAAUGUGGGAAUGUAACACAGAUAGAGAGAAAUAUUUUUAUGAGAGAAGCAAGAGCCCAAAUCAUUUUUAUUUAGGUUGUUCAGAUGUGUUUUGUUUUUUUGUUUUGCACAGGUGUGUUUGAGUGAAUAUGUGUGUGUGUGUGUGUGUGUGUGUGUGUGUGUGUGUGUGUGUGUGUGUGUGUGUGUGUGUGUGUGUGUGUGUGUGUGUGUCUUUGUCCACCAAUCCCGUAUAUGUAACAGUUAUUAAGUGUUUAGCCUACUUUUGGUGGAUAUGUACCAAUUGUUAGGCAUGUGUAUUUAUUUGUGGUGGAUUUCAUUCACAUAAUGCUUAUUUUGUUUAUUUACAACUGGAACUCUUUGUCUGCCUAUACCAGUUUCCAUGUACAUGUAGCAUUUACAAGGAGGGGACCAAUUAUUCAGACCAAGUGUAUAAGUCUGAAGACUUGUUUAUUGAAAAACCCAUAUUGAUCAACCACUAGCAUGCUCCUUAAUACCAACAGGAGGCUCUGAGCAUUUAUUUUUUUUUUACAUAUUUCUUUAUGAGUUACACAUAGUAGCAGAUACCAAAAACUAAUGUGCUUGUUUCAAAUGCUUCAGCCUUGAUUCUCAAGACUUUUUUUUUUCUUUUUCAUGAGUGACUGAACAUCUAAGUAUGUGCAUGCGUAUUUUGUGAGUCUUGCUGUUUGUGCGGUCCGACGUUCUGUGCUGACUCGUUGAUUUCGUAGAGUGGGAAAAUGUGAGGAUCUCGAUUUCUCUGUCGAACUGACAUGUGUGAGCUGUGCAUUGAGGUAGAGAAGUAAUAAGCCAUGGUCAGUUCCGUCAGUGUGUGUACAUGCCGUAGACAUGAGUCUAUAUUGUGCAUCUGUGGGCGUGAGUGUGUGUGUGUGUGUGUGUGUGUGUGUGUGUGUGUGUGUGUGUGUGUGUGCUUCAGUCCAGUGCUGACUUUUCCUCUUCUUUCUCAACAGAAUUUAAUAUUCUGUCUAUCAAAAUAUUGAAAAUCUAUUGUACUAUGAUCUAUGUAUGUCUCCAAGACUGUUACGAGAAAAUAUGUAUAGGACAAAGACAUAUAUGAAUUAUUAGAGAUAUAAAAUAAAAGUAUAUGUAUUAAUAA
Molecule: messenger RNA, 6527 nt
Organism: Ctenopharyngodon idella (grass carp)
Lineage: Eukaryota; Metazoa; Chordata; Actinopteri; Cypriniformes; Xenocyprididae
Gene: slc6a4a
Product: solute carrier family 6 member 4a
Exons: 13
Coding region: 2245-4185 (646 amino acids)
Biological process (GO): serotonin uptake; sodium ion transmembrane transport
Cellular component (GO): neuron projection; membrane
Molecular function (GO): serotonin:sodium:chloride symporter activity; serotonin binding
Source: RefSeq, a predicted model, not a curated record